CGUCGAUAAAUCCUUUUCAUUCAAACUCUCUUUCGAACCUCCACGUUCCGUUCCAGGUCUCCGUUUCGUUCAGUUCUCGUGUAACAGUUUUCGAGACUCUAUUGUAUUACCAGUGAUCUCCUUCACUAUGUCACAAUCAAGUGCAAAAAUCUACGUUGGAAAUUUGAGUUGGAACACCACUGAUGACACGUUGCGCAAUGCUUUCAGCGGUUAUGGACCAGUGCUUGACUCUAUUGUCAUGCGUGACCGUGACACUGGUCGUUCCCGGGGUUUUGGCUUUGUCACCUACGGAACCACUGAGGAAGCAAACCAUGCUAUUGCCAACAUGAAUGAGCAGGAGCUUGAUGGCAGGAGGAUAAAAGUAAAUCUUGCUAAUCCCCGUAGCUCCGGAACAGGUGGUGCUAGCGCAGGCGGCGCAGGAUUUGGAGGUGGUUAUGGUGGCGCAGGCGGCUACUCUGGUGGUGGCGGAUAUGGUCAACAACCUACCUAUGGAGGUCAGGGCGGUUAUGCUGGAGGCCAAGGUGGGUACGGUCAAGGUGGCUAUGGAGGAGGCUACCCAGCCACGGGGUAUGCAGGCGGUUUUGCUCCCACUGGUUACAGUACCCAACAAGGUUAUGGUCAGCAAGGUGGAAACGGCAAUCCAGGAAGUUACGGCCGUGGUUAUUGAUCAAGUGUUGAUCAUCUCUGGCACAUACAUUUCUUAUCUCCACUAUCGAAAUAAGCUGAAGCAUGUGCUACCAGCUCUCCCUUUGGACAUGACAUGCUCUUUUUUCUUAUUCACAUCCACACCCUACUUGCACAUGUCCAGUAUUCUCUCCUCUCAUUUUUAGUCUGAACUCUAUUACGAUUCAGCUUGUACUUGUAUCUUCAGAUAUAUCCAUCCCAUGCCCUCGUCCGAAGCACCAUCCAUCAUAGCGCUUUUCCAGAUUCAGAAGGAACGACCGUCUUUUUAUAAGUAUAGGAGACUAAUGUCCUGUAUUUGGGAGGGGUAUUUUAGAUAAUGUGUGGUCGGGUACCGAUGUCAUAAAGUCAUCCAACUAUAACAGGUUAGAACGAACCAUGAUG
Suillus fuscotomentosus is the source of this 1065-nucleotide messenger RNA. RefSeq lists its product as uncharacterized. NCBI's taxonomy places the organism in Eukaryota, Fungi, Basidiomycota, Agaricomycetes, Boletales, Suillaceae. Gene Ontology annotation, molecular function: RNA binding. The coding region runs from base 128 to 667 and encodes 179 amino acids. The transcript is spliced from 6 exons. The record is from RefSeq and is a predicted model, not a curated record.